UGUCGCUCAUUUUCUUUUUCACACCCUUCUAUCUUCUUCUUCUGCUUGAAUCGUUGGAGAAGCCAAAAAACAAAAACGAAGAACAAUAGAAAAGGGAAAUAGACAAGAAACAAAGGAAAAGAAAGGGAAUAAGAAGCAUGGUUUCAACGAGACGCAACAGUGGAUCUCUCUCCGCAAAACGACCUUCUUCUUCUUCCGACGACAAACCUCCUUCUCCUUCUUCUAAACGCCAAAAGGGUGACAGUGGUGGUAGUGGUGGUGCGUCGGAGAAACCGGUGACGGCGGCGGAGGAUUCCAAGGAAUUGCGUGCUCCAGAGGCCGCCGCCGAUCCCGGAGAAUGCGGCACUGCUAAUGACGCUCAGAUCGCCGGCAACGAUGGCAAAGCUGAUGCCCCACCAGCCGUACCAGUGGCAGCGCCGAUCGCCGAUGGGUCUACGCCAAGUUUGGUGGCUGAUAAACCAAAGAGUUCGUUCUCUUCGUGGUUUUAUCAGAAGCAAAAUCCCAACUCUGAGGGUGUUCCCUGGUGCAGGCUCUUAUCCCAGUCUUCACAGAAUCCGAAUGUUCCUAUUUCCACAUCGAACUUCACAAUUGGUUCUAGUAGAAAUUCCAACUUCCCGCUGAAGGAUCAUACUGCAAGUGGAACUUUGUGCAAGAUCAAGCAAUCCCAGCGUGAGGGGAAUGCUGUAGCUGUGCUUGAAAGUACUGGCAGCAAAGGAUCUGUGCUAGUAAAUGGAACGCUCGUCAAGAAGAGUACCAGCUGUGUGCUUAACUCGGGUGAUGAGGUGGUUUUUGGUUUGCUGGGAAAUCAUGCUUAUGUUUUUCAGCAACUGCAUCCUGAAACCGCAGUUAAGGGUGCAGAAGUUCAGAGUGGUGGUGGGAAGUUACUGCAGAUUGAAAAGAGAACAGGUGACCCUUCAGCCGUAGCUGGGGCUUCUAUUUUGGCUUCUUUGUCUAGCUUUAGGCAGGAUCUUACAAGAUGGAAGUCUCCAUCUCAGUCUGCCAGUAAGCCUCACCAGGGUACUGACGUUUCAGAGAGUGAGCUUGAUGGCAUGGAAGGCAACUCAACUCCAAAUGAAGGGACUGACAAAGCCACUGAUACUGGAGCAAGCGACAAGAAUUCUCCUAUGGAUUGCGAACCAGAUGAUGCAGUCACAGAGGCAGGCAAUGUAAAAAUCUCUGGGGUGAAUGAUUUCCUAAGGCCUUUCUUCCGGGUCCUUGCUGGAUCUAGUUGUAAACUGAAAUUGAGCAAAAGUAUCUGUAAACAGGUGUUGGAAGAAAGAAACGGAGCGAGGGAUACACAAGCUGCAUCAUCUUCGGGUACAUCUGUGCGCUGUGCAGUUUUUAAAGAAGAUCUUCAUGCUGCAAUACUGGACGGGAAAAACCUAGAUGUGUCCUUUGACAACUUCCCAUAUUAUUUGAGUGAGAAUACAAAAAAUGUCUUGGUUGCAGCUUGCUUUAUACACCUUAAAAAUAAGGAACAUGUAAAGUACACAACAGAUUUUACAACCAUAAACCCCCGAGUUCUGCUCUCAGGACCUGCAGGAUCAGAAAUAUAUCAGGAAAUGUUGGCAAAAGCACUUGCAAAAUAUUUUGGAGCUAAAUUGCUUAUAUUUGAUAGCCAUUUACUUCUGGGUGGUUUAUCUUCCAAGGAAGCCGAGUUGCUCAAAGAGGGAUCCAAUGCUGAGAAAUCAUGCAUCUGCACUAAACAAAGUCCUACAGCUACAGACGGGGCUCGUAGUAUGGAUCCAUCAACUAGUGAACCUGAUACGCCUAGCUCCUCAAAUGCACCUACAUUUGGCGUUGAGUCUCAACCUAAGAUGGAAAUUGAUAGCGCACCUUCUACCUCCGGAGCCUCUAAGAGUGGUACAUUUAAGCUGGGGGAUCGGGUAAAAUAUAGCUUUUCAUCUUCUGGUAGCCUUUAUCAGACAUCUUCAAGGGGGCCAUCUAAUGGAAGUCGGGGGAAGGUUGUCUUACUUUUUGAUGAUAAUCCCUUGUCAAAAAUUGGUGUAAGAUUUGAUAAACCCAUAACUGAUGGAGUUGAUCUUGGAGGUGCCUGUGAGGCUGGUCAAGGAUUUUUCUGCAACGCAAGUGAUCUUCGUUUGGAAAACACUAUUGUUGAAGAACUGGACAAAUUACUUAUUAAUACAUUGUUUGAGGUUGUGAAUAGUGAGAGCCGAAGUACGCCUUUCAUUUUGUUCAUGAAGGACGCAGAAAAGUCUAUAGUAGUUAACGGGGAUCCAUAUUACUUUAAAAGUAAGCUUGAAAAGCUUCCUGACAACGUGGUCGUAAUAGGUGCACACACGCACACUGACAGCCGAAAGGAGAAGUCACAUCCUGGAGGUUUGCUUUUUACAAAGUUUGGGAGCAAUCAGACUGCACUACUUGACUUGGCUUUCCCUGAUAGUUUUGGAAGAUUACAUGACAGAGGCAAAGAAGUACCUAAACCAAACAAAACUUUGACUAAGCUUUUCCCAAAUAAAGUUACAAUUCAUAUGCCACAGGAUGAGGCACUUCUAGCAUCUUGGAAGCAGCAACUUGAUCGAGACGUUGAGACACUCAAAAUCAAAGGAAAUUUGCAUCAAUUGCGCUCUGUUUUGAGCCGUUGUGGGAUGGAGUGUGAAGGACUUGAGACCGUGUGCAUUAAGGAUCAGACACUUACAAAUGAAAAUGCAGAAAAGAUAGUUGGUUGGGCUUUGAGCCAUCACCUCAUGCAGAAUUCUGAAGCUGAUCCUGAUGCAAAGCUUGUUCUAUCUUGUGAGAGCAUCCAGUAUGGUAUUGGGAUCUUACAGUCUAUCCAAAAUGAGUCAAAGAGCCUAAAGAAGUCUCUUAAGGACAUUGUAACAGAAAAUGAGUUUGAAAAGAGGCUUUUAGCUGAUGUUAUUCCACCUAGUGAUAUUGGUGUUACUUUUGAUGAUAUUGGAGCUCUUGAAAAUGUCAAGGAUACGCUGAAGGAGUUAGUGAUGCUUCCUUUACAAAGGCCUGAGCUCUUUUGCAAGGGGCAAUUAACCAAGCCGUGCAAGGGCAUCUUAUUAUUUGGGCCCCCUGGAACAGGUAAGACAAUGCUUGCAAAGGCAGUUGCUACUGAAGCUGGUGCAAACUUCAUCAACAUUUCCAUGUCAAGCAUCACAUCCAAGUGGUUUGGUGAGGGUGAGAAAUAUGUAAAAGCUGUUUUCUCCCUGGCAAGUAAAAUUGCACCUAGUGUUAUAUUUGUUGAUGAGGUUGAUAGCAUGUUGGGCCGAAGGGAAAAUCCUGGGGAGCAUGAGGCCAUGCGAAAAAUGAAAAAUGAAUUUAUGGUGAACUGGGAUGGCUUACGUACAAAGGAUACCGAGCGAGUUCUUGUGCUUGCAGCCACUAAUAGGCCUUUUGACCUUGAUGAGGCUGUCAUAAGGAGGCUGCCACGAAGAUUAAUGGUAAAUUUGCCAGAUGCUCCUAAUAGAGCAAAGAUAUUGAAAGUUAUUUUGGCAAAAGAGGACUUGUCUUCCGAUAUUGAUUUUGAUGCAAUCGCAAAUAUGACCGAGGGGUAUUCUGGAAGUGAUCUUAAGAAUUUGUGUGUAACUGCUGCGCACCGUCCGAUUAAAGAGAUAUUAGAAAAGGAGAAAAAGGAGCAUGCUGCUGCUCUGGCAGAGGGUAGACCUGCUCCAGCAUUAAGUGGAAGUUCCGAUAUCAGGUCACUAAACAUGGAAGACUUUAAACAUGCUCAUCAACAGGUAUGUGCAAGUGUGUCCUCUGAAUCCAUAAAUAUGACCGAGCUUUCGCAAUGGAAUGAUCUAUACGGUGAAGGUGGUUCAAGAGUAAAGAAAGCACUUAGUUACUUCAUGUGAGAGUUUCUCCAUUGUACAAAUGUUCCCCACCGGCGACCCUCCUUGAUGCCCCUUUGAAGCCUGCGUAUUCACUUGUCGUUGCUCUGGUCUGCUGAGGCUAGCAGGAGUUGGUGCUGAGCCCCAUUUCCUUUGUAAAAUGAAAUAUAGAUUUCUAAGUAAUUUGAUUUGUUAUGGAUGAUGGGAUUAUGGUGGGUUUUGAAAGAAAGUGGAGAUUUUUGGCCAGGCUCUGUUGCUUUUUGUUUUGUUCCUCAACCACUUUGCCACCAGCACAGAAGAAGAUCAUGUUGAUUUCUUAUUAUUUUUCUUUUAAUUGCAGUAUUAGAGGAGAAAGAUAAAGAGAGUCAUAUAUGAUUAUGACCCUUAUUAUAAGAGUAGUUGUCACACUCCUAAGUCCUAAUGUCAAAAAUAAUGAUUUUAGAUCAUGGACACAAGGUCACUAUUUUCUAUUUUAUAUUUUUUUGUAUAUACCAUCAUAUGCAUGACACAGCUAUGUCUUUCUGAAUCUAUAAGUCCACUACUUAUUUGAAAGAUUUCUUUUA
Arachis stenosperma is the source of this 4360-nucleotide messenger RNA. RefSeq lists its product as uncharacterized. Bases 138 to 3821 code for a protein of 1227 amino acids. Gene Ontology annotation, cellular component: mitochondrial outer membrane. The record is from RefSeq and is a predicted model, not a curated record. NCBI's taxonomy places the organism in Eukaryota, Viridiplantae, Streptophyta, Magnoliopsida, Fabales, Fabaceae. The transcript has 27 exons. Gene Ontology annotation, molecular function: ATP binding; ATP hydrolysis activity; protein binding.